AUGUCUUUGUUUGACGAUUUUAUGGAAUCGUCCGAAACGGCGCCUGCACCCGUGACACCUGCCUACGGUGAAGGUUACUCGGCCGACAAUGCUUACACUGGAGGAGGAUUUGCGGCGGGAGCGGACAAUGUUCGCCUGGAGACCGGUUACGUGUCCACCGGGUUUGGACAGAUAGAAGUCCCGAUAUUCGCCCUCGCCUAUGUUCAAUUCCAGCUGCCAGCCACCUUGGUCGAUAUGGCCGUAUCCAAUAAUAUCUUGGUUGUCGCCUUGGACACCUUUCGCAUCAUCCGGAUCGACCUUGACAAUCCACUCGAAGUCGAAGAUAUUGAAAUCACACGAAAACCCGGUGACGGAAAAAUCGUAAAGAUCUUUUUUGAUCCUACAGGACGCCAUUUAAUUAUCACCACGGAUCACGGCGAAAACUAUUAUCUGUAUGAGAAAUGGCGAAGAACGAAGCAGCUUUCAAAGCUCAAGGGUGUAACGAUUUCAUCGAUUGCAUGGAACAAGCAAGUAACGUUGACAGAUCCUUCCACACGAGAAAUAUUGAUUGGCACCAAGAAUGGACUUAUUUAUGAGACGUGUUUGGAACCGACGGAUGAAUUCUUUCGUCGCGAAGAAAAAUACUUUAAACAAGUGUAUUCCAUUCACGAGACCACCAUGCCCAUCACCGGUCUGCAUUUCGAACAAUUUCCCGUUAACAACCGCAAAUACUUUGUCAUGGCUACCACGCCUACGCGGAUUUACCAGUUUGUGGGCUUCGUUGGCCCGGCCAGCGGCAGUCGAUCACCGGCCGGAUUCGGCGAAUCCGACGAUCGUACCGAGAAAGCCAUGUUUGAAGGCCUGUUCUCAAAGUACGACGUGAAUCCAGGUUUCCAAGAAUUACCGGGCGAUCUUUCGUACAGCGAACUUCACUUUUUCAGUCGGUUUCAUGAGUUACAGCAGCAGGGUGUGGCACAGACAUUUGCAUGGUUGACAGGCCCUGGUAUUUACCACGGAAACCUGGUGUUUGGUUCACAAAAUGCGGGUGACAGUGUCAUUGACAAUGUUCAGCUCCUUCAAUACCCUGCUCGGCCAACCGAUGACAUGCCAGGACAACUCGUGACAGAAAUCCCCAUCUCUGUCGCCUUGACGGAAUUCCAUUUUAUCCUAUUGUAUAAAGAUCGUGUCCGCGCCAUCUGUCAGCUGAACGACAAAAUCGUCUAUGAAGAAAUGAUUCCACUCAAUCGAGGGGAAACCGUGCGUGGUAUGACGGUGGACGAUAUCAAAAAGGAGUUUUGGAUUUAUACAUCGGCGGCCAUUUACGAAUUGGGGAUCAAGAAUGAAGAACGUGAUGUAUGGAAAUUGUAUCUGGAGAAGAAGCAGUACGAUACCGCGCUUCAGUACUGCAAGGAUCCGGCCCAAAAGGACAAGGUGUACACGGCCCAAGCCAAGGAUUAUUUCCAGCAGCGACGGUACCAGAUGAGCGCCAAGUACUUUGCCGAAAGUACCGUGCCCUUUGAAGAAGUGGCGCUGAAAUUCGUGGAAAAGUCGGAACAAGACGCUCUACGCAUCUACCUGACAAACAAGCUUGAUCGUCUACGAAAGAAUGAUCGAAUGCAGAAAACGAUUGUGGCCACGUGGCUGGUGGAGAUCUAUCUUUCCAAAUUGAACGAACUGGAGGACAUGGCUUCGUCAGCUCAUUCGACGUCCACCAACAACGACACGAAUCCUGUCUCGGCCACCGGCUAUAAUUCCGCCGCUUAUUAUCAGGAACAGCUCAAGGAUCUGCAAGACGAAUUCAAAUCGUUCCUAGAGUCUUACAGCACUCACUUGCAUCGACCGACCACAUACAAAUUGAUUGCUAGCCAUGGCCACAACUCGGAGCUUUUAUACUAUGCGUCCUUGAUUGGCGAUUACGGGCGCGUGGUGAGCCAUUGGGUGAUUGAAAAGAACUGGGAAAAGGCAUUGGAAGUGUUGAGCAAGCAGGCGGAUGUCGAUAUUUUCUAUCACUUUUCGCCGGUGCUGAUGGAAAAUGCACCUUAUGAAACCAAUCAAGCCAUUCGAUACCUUUCUUACGUCGUCACCACACUCGGCAAUACGGAUCCUGCUAUUCACAAUUUCCUACUCACACUUUAUGCCACGCAACCUACCAGAGAUGAAACGGCGUUGCUCACGUUUCUAAAGAAUGAGGGUCGAGAAAUGCAUUACAAUCUCGAUUACGCUCUUCGCCUGUGCAGUCAAAAUGGGCGAACGCAAAGCUGUGUCCAUAUUUACAGCCAAAUGGGGCUUUAUGAGGAAGCGGUGCAUCUCGCUCUCAAGCACGAAGAUCUGGAACUAGCAAGAAUCAAUGCCGACAAACCAGAGGAUGAUCCCAUGUUGCGAAAGAAAUUGUGGUUAAGCAUUGCCAAACAUGUGGUUCAAGAAAACAAGGACAUCAAAACCGCCAUGGAAUUCCUCAAGGCAGGAGAUCUGUUAAAGAUUGAAGACAUUUUGCCCUUCUUUCCUGAUUUCGUGCUGAUUGACGAUUUCAAGGUACGGCUCAACCAUAUCUGA
Molecule: messenger RNA, 2532 nt
Organism: Radiomyces spectabilis
Lineage: Eukaryota; Fungi; Mucoromycota; Mucoromycetes; Mucorales; Radiomycetaceae
Product: Pep3/Vps18/deep orange family-domain-containing protein
Exons: 13
Coding region: 1-2532 (843 amino acids)
Biological process (GO): endosome organization; organelle fusion; intracellular protein transport
Cellular component (GO): HOPS complex; endosome
Molecular function (GO): protein binding; protein-macromolecule adaptor activity
Source: RefSeq, a predicted model, not a curated record